Molecule: messenger RNA, 2190 nt
Organism: Triticum turgidum subsp. durum (durum wheat)
Lineage: Eukaryota; Viridiplantae; Streptophyta; Magnoliopsida; Poales; Poaceae
Source: the annotation of a GenBank genome assembly
AUGAGGCGGGUGGCGCCGGCGAUGGUCCUCGCCUCCGCCGGCGGCGGAGGCGGCGGGGGCGAGGGAGAGGGGGGCGAGGCGGCGUUCGUGGAGAAGGCGCUGCCGAACGGGGACGUGUACAGCGGCGGGUUCGCGGGCGGCGCGCCGCACGGCAAGGGCAAGUACGUGUGGGCGGACGGGUGCAUGUACGAGGGGGAGUGGCGGCGCGGCAAGGCGUCCGGGAAGGGCCGCUUCUCCUGGCCCUCGGGCGCCACCUUCGAGGGCGAGUUCCGCGGGGGCCGGAUCGAGGGGCAGGGCGUCUUCGUCGGGCCCGACGGCGCCACCUACCGCGGCGCCUGGGCGGCCGACCGCCGCCACGGGGCCGGCGCCAAGAGCUACGCCAACGGGGACUACUACGAGGGCCAGUGGCGCCGCAACAUGCAGGACGGCCACGGCCGCUACGUCUGGGCCGCCGGCAACCAGUACGUCGGGGAGUGGCGCGGCGGCGUCAUCUCGGGGCGCGGCGUGCUGAUCUGGGCCAACGGCAGCCGCUACGACGGCGUGUGGGAGAACGGCGUGCCCAGGGGCACGGGGGUCUUCACCUGGCCCGACGGCAGCCGCUACGUCGGCUCCUGGCCGCGGAGCUGCGUCGACCUGCCGGCCAUAAGCGGCACCUUCUUCCCGCCGGUUGGCGUAGGGGGCGCGGCGCGGAAGAGGUCCUCCGUGGAGGGGAUUGGGGAGAAGGCGGCCGCCGUGCCGCGGAUCUGCAUCUGGGAAUCGGAGGGCGAGGCGGGGGACAUCACCUGCGACAUUGUGGAUGCGCUCGAGGCCUCCAUGCUCUACCGGGAGGCCGCGCCCGCUGGAGGUGCGCCAACGUACAUGCGGACGCAGCGCAGCGCCCGGCGAGGGGCCAACGGAGGCCCGUGCUGGUCCUCGUCGGCCGCUACCACGCCUGAGGGGAAGCGACCUGGGCAGACCAUCUCCAAGGGGCAUAAGAACUACGAGCUCAUGCUGCAGCUGCAAUUGGGCAUCAGGCAUUCGGUGGGGAAAUCUGCUGCGGUGCCGAUGCGGGAGCUUGCACUGGCAGAUUUUGAUCCUAGGGAGAAGUUCUGGACACGGUUCCCUCCUGAGGGGUCAAAAGUCACGCCACCACAUUCCUCCCCAGAUUUCCGGUGGAAGGACUACUGCCCAAUGGUGUUCAGACAUUUGAGGAAGUUGUUUGCUGUUGAUCCGGCGGAUUACAUGCUCGCUAUCUGUGGAAAUGAUGCACUGAGGGAGCUGUCUUCGCCUGGGAAGAGCGGAAGUUUCUUUUACCUCACCCAAGACGACCGUUUCAUGAUUAAAACAGUGAGAAAAUCAGAAGUCAAGUUGCUUAUUCGGAUGCUGCCUAGCUACUUCCAACAUGUUAGUCGAUAUGAUUACUCUCUAAUUACAAGGUUCUAUGGUGUCCACUGUGUAAAGCCCAUCAAUGGACCGAAGGUCCGUUUUAUUGUCAUGGGAAAUUUGUUCUGCUCGGACUAUCAGAUUCAUCGCCGUUUUGAUCUUAAAGGUUCAUCAUAUGGCCGAACGGCAGACAAAUUUGAAGAAGAGAUUGAUGAGACAACUACUCUUAAAGACUUAGAUCUCAACUUUGUAUUUCGGUUGCGGCGGUCUUGGUAUAGAGAUCUCCAUGAGCAACUCCAGAGAGAUUGUGAAUUUUUGGAGUCUGAAGGUAUUAUGGACUACAGCUUCUUGGUGGGAGUUCACUUUUGUGAUGAUGCCUCUGCCUCGAAGAUGGGGUUGUCAACUUUUACCGCUUCUCCAAAGCUAUCAAUGAAGUGCGAGACAUUUCAAGUUGGUGGUGGUGGCAUGCCAGAGCUGUGCUUCUCAGAUAAUGAUUAUGAUAGGAUACCUGACUGCCGGAAGCCAUUGAUUAGGCUGGGUGCGCACAUGCCAGCCCAGGCAGAGCAAGCAUCCAGAAGAAGCGAGUUCGAUCCGUUUCUCCUCAGUGGCGGGGGAUUCCUGGCCCCGAACCAGACCGGCGAGGUGCACGACGUGAUCCUGUAUUUCGGGAUAAUCGACAUUCUCCAGGACUAUGACAUCACCAAAAGGCUGGAGCAUGUUUACAAGUCGUUGCAGACCGACCCAAAUUCGAUAUCUGCCGUGGACCCGAAGCUCUACUCCAAGAGGUUUCAGGAUUUCAUCGGCAGAAUUUUUGUGGAAGAUGGCUAA